UCGGGAAUCUAUGUCUCCGUUUCUUCUCAAAAUGAUGACCCGACUCUGAGCAAAAAGUUGCUGUCCUUUUCUGCGUUUUCUAUCGAACCUCUGUAACCGAACCCCGCCUUUUGUUUUGUCUCUUUCAGACAAUUUUCCCUAAAGGGUAUAAUCGUAUAAAAAAGUCUUGACCAAAAAAAAAAAAAUCUUGACAAGUGAAGAAAGACAGUCAUGCUUCCCAUGUCCAGCGGCGCCGCUUGUAUGGGCGGAGACGAACACGACGCAGCGUCUUGGACCAGAAACAAUAAUAACAAUGAGGCAGAACCCAGAAGAAACGACCAAGAUUCGAGCUUGGGAGUUUCUUUUUCAAACGUCAAAUUAAUGCUGGAAGGUGACUGGUACACGAACAACAUUCUCAGCAACCCAGCUCAAGACCUCCAUACCUUCUCUUCCACCCAAGCUUCUGAAACUACAUUUGCUCCUCUGCAACCAAACGACUCCUCCGCCUCCUGUUCUCCGUCGCAGGCAUUCUCUAUCGACUCUUCACAGCCGUCACAGCAGUUUUUGCCUCCAAAAUCCUGCUUCUCCUCUCUCCUCAACGUCGUCUGCUCCAACCCUCUUGAUAGCAGCUUCGACCUGGGCUGCGACGCUGGGUUUCUGGGCUCCUUUCAGGGAAAUCAGCCUUCCAAGUCCUCUCUUCUGAUGGGUUUCACGGCUCUCAAUUCUCACUCUCAGAUGGGUACUCCCGAGUUCAGUUCGAGCGCCGAGUUUCCGGCGAGUCGGUUGCUGCCAGUGACCGACAACGCCAAUAUACUCGACGGCGACUUUGGCUUCGAAGGCUUCGAUGGCUCCGCCGGUGCUCAGCUGCUGAACGGGGCUAAGCUCCUGUUCCCUCCCAUGGGUGCUCAGCCCACUCUUUUCCAGAAGCGCCGCCAAAACUCUGGCGGUGAUGGGGCUGAUAAAUUGGGGAAUUUGGAGAUUUCGGCCCCCAGAUACGGAGGACUAGUGGAGAAUUUGGAGAAGAAGAGGGGGAACGACGAGGGUGAGGUGGAGGAAGAGAGUCUGGAUGUGUCUGGUUUGAAUUAUGACUCGAACGAUUUUAAUGAGCACAGUCAAGUGGAGGUGGAGGACAAUGCGAAGAAUGGUGGAAACAAUUCGAAUGCCAACUGCACUGUCACCGGAGUAGAGGGAGGUGACCGCAAGGGCAAGAAGAAGGGUUUGCCGGCCAAAAAUCUGAUGGCGGAGAGAAGGCGGAGGAAGAAGCUCAAUGACAGGCUCUACAUGCUUAGGUCUGUUGUACCCAAGAUAAGCAAGAUGGAUAGGGCGUCCAUACUAGGGGAUGCAAUUGAUUAUUUGAAAGAACUUCUACAAAGGAUCAAUGACCUCCAUAACGAGCUGGAUUCAGCUCCACCUAGCUCUUUGCUGCCACCUUCAACAAGCUUUCAUCCGUUGACACCCCCUCCAUCCACCCUUCCCUGCCGUGUCAAAGAAGAGCUCUGCCCAAGCUCCUUGCCUAGCCCCAAAACUCAACCGAAGGUGGAGGUUCGGGUAAGGGAAGGGCGAACUGUUAACAUCCACAUGUUCUGUGCUCGGAGACCAGGUCUCUUUCUCUCGACCAUGAGGGCCUUGGAUAACCUUGAUUUGGACAUCCAGCAGGCUGUGAUCAGCUGCUUCAAUGGGUUUGCUUUAGACGUGUUCCGUGCUGAGCAAUGCAUGGAAAACCAGUUCUUGCCAGAGCAAAUAAAAGCACUACUUUUGGAUUCAGCUGGAUUUCAUAAUAUGAUGAUGUAACUGUUACUCGAGCAAUACAAAUUGGAGCCUUACAAUUGGGAGACAUGAAGGCUGGCAGGCUGACACUAACUAACUAGUAGUGUGGUUUGUUUGUACCUCCCUCAACUCAACUAAUGGAGUAGCUAGUUUGUAAAUGCAGCGGCUUUCUUCUCCUCUCUUCGUUCCAUCGGUAGAGCCUAUAGAGCUCAACUCGAACUAUGUAAGCCGACGAUGUCCGUAGGUUUAGUUGUUUUUAUCAUCUGGUUUGUUGCAGUGGAUUAUGUUAUGUAGAAUCAUCAGGCAAAACUGCUCUGUUAUCUUCAGUAGCUAACUUCAGCUCUUGAAGUUAAUUUCUUCGUCUCAACUGUAGUUUACUUGUGCAUGCAUGAGUGAUAUGAUCAGUAGGCUACAAUGUGUGUUGGUGAGUU
This is a messenger RNA of Malus domestica (apple), 2177 nucleotides long. RefSeq names its product transcription factor ICE1-like. The record is from RefSeq and is a predicted model, not a curated record. NCBI's taxonomy places the organism in Eukaryota, Viridiplantae, Streptophyta, Magnoliopsida, Rosales, Rosaceae. Gene Ontology annotation, biological process: regulation of DNA-templated transcription. Gene Ontology annotation, cellular component: nucleus. Gene Ontology annotation, molecular function: DNA-binding transcription factor activity; protein dimerization activity; sequence-specific DNA binding.